This is a messenger RNA of Scophthalmus maximus (turbot), 1587 nucleotides long. RefSeq lists its product as uncharacterized. The record is from RefSeq and is a predicted model, not a curated record. The transcript is spliced from 9 exons. Lineage: Eukaryota; Metazoa; Chordata; Actinopteri; Pleuronectiformes; Scophthalmidae. The coding region runs from base 88 to 1425 and encodes 445 amino acids.
CGCGCUGCUCACUGACCAGCCAAUCAGACGGAGUCGAACUGUCCAAUCGGAGUCGAGCACUCCUCUUGUGGUUAGAGUCGGACCAACAUGGAGGAGCUGGAGACGAAUCUCUCCGUUGCUCCGGACGACGGAGACGGAGCCUCCGUGUCCUUCGAGCUUCCCUCGACCCCGGAUAACCCAGGAACCUCGACUGGGUCUCAGGUCAGUGAUCGACUCUUCCAUCUGUUCACGCUCCUGUUAGAAGGGAAGAAGCUGCCGGUCGGGCGUCCCAAGCUCGACGUGUCCCGAGAUGAGCUGGAGGACCUGAUCGAUAUGGACCUGUCCGUCCCCUGCAUCUCCAGGACGCUCGGCAUCUCGGUGAAGACUGUCCGCCGCCGGAUGCAGCAGUGGGGCCUGUCCAUCAAGGAGAGCUACAGCAAGGUGACGGACGACGAGCUUGACUUCAUGGUCGCCGCGAUCAGGGCCGACUCGCCCAAUCUGGGACAGAGGAUGAUGAAGGGGCGUCUCAAGGCGUUAGGCCACAGGGUCCAGUGGACCCGAGUGUGGGAGUCGAUGCACCGUGUCGACAAACCGGCAGCAGGCGACGGACCGAUUGACCUCGGGUGUGAUGGGAGGACGAGGACGACUAACGGUGAUCAAGCUCCUCUGUCACUCGUUCAUGUCAACACCAACCACGAGUUGAUCAGGUAUGGAAUUGUGAUGUUCGGUGGAAUUGCUGGAUUUUCCCGAAAGAUCCUGUACCUCCGAGCGGCCAAUAACAACAGGCCGUCAACGGCUCUGGACUUUUUCCAGGAAGCUGUCGACACACACGGAUUUCCAUCCAGGGUCCGAGGAGACCAGAGUUUGAAAAACGCUGAAAUCGCCCGACACAUGUUGGAAGUUUCUGGCUGCGGCAGAGGAAGCUUCACUCCCGGGAGCAGCGAUCGUGACCAGAGGAUCGACCACCUGUGGCGCGACGUCUGGAAGGACGUGUCCAGUAUUUACCACGACCUGCUGCACAGCCUGGAGGAGGACGCUCUGCUCGACCCGGAGAACCACACGCACCUGUUCUGUGCCCAGUACGUCUUCUUGCCUCGGAUCCAGAGAGACCUGGACGCGUUCGCCGACAGAUGGAACAACUGCUCGCUCCACACGGAGCGUGACCUCACGCCCAAUCAGCUGUGGGAGCAGGAGAAGACGGUCGGCGCUUCAGACGACGUCAAGGAGGACAUUUUUCCAGGAGUGAAGAUCACAGAUAUGGAUCAAGCCAGAGUUCUGGUUCCGGAGGUGGAAUCUCCGCUCGGCAGUGAAGAGCUGGACGCACUUCACCAACUUUUCAGUCCCACAGCUCCGUCGUUGUGUUUUGGGGCCGACGUCUUCUGCGCCGUGGUUCACUACGUGGACGGCGUCCGAGAAUCACGGCAGGAAGCUCAUGACUCAAACUGACUGACGCGUUACUAAAUAUGUAACACGCAACAUUUUCAAACAACAACAACAAAAAAAUUCCAGACUAUCCCUUUAAAUGUCAAAGCACUUGAAACGUGAGGGGGGGAGACUGUUAUAUUGUCAUUGUAAAGAGAUGUAAAUAAAAGAUUUUUUGAUUUUAAA